AUCUCUUUGUGUUUACGUUCGAUUGGUGCAGUGUGCAGUUGCCGGUCGUCGUGGUUGGGUCGUCCGUUGCGUUGGAGUUCAACCGUAUCAUGUCGAGAAGAUCCGCUCCCGAUAGCCCCUGGCAGAAUGGAAUGCCACCGUUUGGUCUCUGCCAGCAGCAGUUCAAUCCAAUGAUGAAUUGUGGCCCCGUGUGGGCACAGCAUAACCUCCCCUUUAUGGGCGGGAGCAUGGCUCCCGACAUGAGGUUUGGAGGCAACGUUUCCUCUCGUUCGAACUUUAGACGCAACUACGACCAGCCGGACCGCUACAGGCCACGCCAGGGAUUCAACGACCGUUAUGGCAACCGCCAAGGUGCAUACAAUCGUGGGGACCGCAAACGUCCUGGUCCCCCAGACCGUUCUCGAUCACCUGCUCCGAAAAGAACAGCGCGGCGUGAUGGCAACCGAAAGGCAGAUCAGGAUCGGCCAAAGAAGGCAGGUGCAUCUGAAGGAGAGGGUCCUGCAGAGAAUGAGGAGGACACCACUGGCACUCAGAAUGAUGAGCUUUAUGAUCCUGCUGAACCUACCACAGAGGACAUUGCAGACGGGGCCGAAAAUGCUGAAAUGGAAGAGGACGAUUCUGGUGAAGGGGUUCAAGAGGGUGCACAGGAUGGCGAUGGAGAUGGUGAUCAGGAAGCUGAAGGUUCAGAGUCUAAAGAUGAAAGCGGAGGCAUGGAGGCAGAUGCAGGUGCUGAAGAAGGUGGUGGAGAAGAUGGGGCACAGCCUGCAGGCAAAUCACUAGUGAAGUCUGGUGCUAAAGUACCUGCCAAGACAGGGGCCAAGGCAUCUGGAUCUAAGGCUUCCGAACCCAAGUCUCCCACCAAAGGAGCCGAUGGCAAGGGACAAGCCGGAGGUCGGGCACCUGACAAGGCUCGUCAAGAAGGGAUGAGGAAAGGCGGCCAGAAGGAUAAGGGCUGGUGCACAGUUUGCGAGGUGCACUUUGAUGGCAGUUUCCUUGACCACCGAAGAACUGAGGAACACAAGGUGAAGCGGGAUGAGAAGUAUCCGAAGUGUCACCCUUGCAGCAUGGGCUUUAAUAAUCGCAAACAGUACGAGCAACACUGCUCUGGUGACUUUCACCGCAAGAAUGUGGAAAUACUUGAUAAUGAAGUGGAUGAGACAGCUGGUCCUUUGGGUGAGGAGUACCUUGAGGAAGUCCCUGCUUAUUUUUGCACAUUGUGCAAGCUCUUGCUGAAGAUUGAACUGAAAUCUCAUCAUUGCUGCACCCAGGGUCACUACAGGAGGCACAGAGACAUCAAGCGCAAAGAAGAAGCGGCUCUUAAAGCUAAACUUGCAAAAGAGAAGGCUGAAGAUGAGGAGGAUGAUACUAACCAGGUGGCCUACACCAUCACAGAUGAAGUAGGCAGCGACGAUGAAGCCAGGGCAGCCUCUGAUGCCGCAGCGAGCAAGGCUAAUCAGAAAGGUGCAGCUGAAGGAACUAAGGGACCCAAGCAAGCUAAGCCUGCUGACGAGACUCGUGAGGCUUCGCCAGUGAAAGAGGCUUCGGACACCACAAGGGAACGGCCUGAAGCUGAGCAGGAUGCCGAGCAUCCAGGAACUGAGGUCAAGACUGAACCAGCAACGGCAGAGGGUGACGAAUUACAGGGCCAGGAUGCCCUUGAGGAGGAUUGCAAGGAGAACAAAGAGGCGCUUGAGAAUGAGGCUACUUCCACCUUGGAUGAGCUCAAAGAGGGCAACAUUCCUGACACAAAUGGUUGCAAAAGCCUGGAGGAAGACAUGGAAGAGCAAAUGCCUGCUGUGGUUGCCCCUGAUUGCAGCGCAGAUCCGUCUGCCACCAAAGCUGAUCCGCCUGGCGCCAAAGCUGAUCCGCCUGGCGCCAAAGCUGAUCCGCCUGCCGCCAAAGCCAAUCCGCCUGCCACCAAAGCCAAUCCGCCUGCCGCCAAAGCUGCUGCCCCGAAGGCUGCAGCCCCCAAAGUGCCUGCAAAGAGUGUGCCAGCUUCUAAAGCUGCUGCCAUAACACCCAAGGUCGCAGCGGCUGCCACCAGGAUACCUGCUUCAAAGGCAGGCACUGCUGCAGGCUCAGCUGCCGCGACCUCUGCUCCUGCGGCCUCUGCUACUGCAGCAGCUGCACCCGCCAAGAAGCCGCCAACUGCGGCAGGGUCAGCAGCAGCAGCAGGAGGAGGCAGGGGCAGCAUGGUGAGGGGUCGCGGCAGGGGGGCACCCAAAGCAGUGCGGGCACGCAAACGCUAAUGCCCUGCUUUCUUUCUCUGGCGGUCUCCUGGGUGGCAGGCCAUCCGCUCUUCCCCCUUGCCAAGCUCUUUUUCUUUCUUUCUUUCUUUCACUCCCAAUCUCUCUUUUUAGAUCCUUAAAGGCAAAAGGUCAUUUGACUAACACAUCUUGGUUUCCACUCUGUCAUCACUUUACUUUCUUUUUCUUGGCUUCUAUUAAAACUAUCUGAUCCUUGGCCAGCACUUAUUUUGACAACUGUUGUGUCAGCACUCUGCUUAAAUGCAAGUGCCACACUUCAGCAUACUUGAGCUCAGGCUGAAAAAUGUGUGAACUAGAGCAGCUGGCUUGAUUUUAACUACCGUAUAUUCUUGUGUAAAGGCCUCACAUUUUACAUGAAUUUUGAGCCAAAUUUCUUGCGUAAGGCUCACACAUGAGUAAAAAAAGAGAUUUGUAUCUUCCAGGCGUGACAACCUGGAGAAACCUUCGUUUUAGAUUCAUUUGCUGUCUUAUUCUUCGUUACUUGGACGUAGCCUUGGAGCUGCACCAGCUGCAAUCUAUUUCACUGCAAACGCACUGUUACAAGAUAAAGCUGUCCUCGGAUGUUGCGCCGCGUGCGAGGUUCCAUGAUGAAAAAAUACAGGGAAGGUGGCAUGCUUCAGUCGAUAACAGUCGUAUGGAGGUGCAAACUUGAGUGGCCGGAUCGGUGGUAUGCUUUUCAAUCAAUUAACGAUGACAGUAGCUGUCUACAAAAGGCUGCAGCAGUUCUGGCUGCUGCCAUCUUACAUAAUUCGCAUGACGUCGGUGCCCUGAGUAAUGUUGGUGGUGUGCGCCUCGUGUGUAGUACAGAAGUGUGUCAACAGCUGGUGUUAAAAAAAAAAAAAUCACCAGUUCCAACACACAAUGGGGCUAAAGCGUGUACUUAGUGCAGAGGAGACGGAGCCAUGGAAGAAGUUUUGAGUGGAGCAGAAUCGUUUUAGAUAUGGGACAAAUCGUUUAACAAGCAUGUGCUGGGCUGGAAAAGAAAAGAAUUUUAAUAUAAUGCUGUUCCUUUUCGCACAUUCUCAGUGGUUUAAGGAGAAGCAUCGCCUACGUUAUCACCGAUCGGUUGCUUGUGAAUGGUGGGUAAGAAAGGAAUAGAAUUGAGCAAAACGAGUAUUCACAAUAAUGCUUAUUUCGCUGUUUACUAACAUACCCUGGCAAGGUUUUGGCUUUUCUCACAGAAGUAAAGCAGGGAAGAGAGUAUGGUGACCUGCAGCAGUGUGGCAAAACAUGCCUGCACAUUUUCAACAAUUUCUUUUCUCAAGCUAAUUACAAAUUCACAAGUCAGUGUUACCGUAAAUUACAGGGAAUAUUGUGUGUGCACUUGAGGUAUGAUGCACAUUUAUUUUAUUUAAAAGCGUAUAAAGGUCAUGUCUCCUAUGUUGGACCCUUCAGUUUUUUUAUCCUCCCCCUGCAUUGUAAACUGAUAGGACAUAGGACCUGAAGAUUCUGGGUGCUGCAGGCUCACUGCUACCAAGGCGCAUGCAAAACUUUUCAAGUGUGUAUUAUCUUGGAGGUGGACAUGACGGCGGCCCACGUGCCGUGCCAUUUUUACUUUUCCCUUAACUGAAGGGUGAAGGCGGCGAAUUGAGCGACGGUUGUGACGACCAGCGUGGCACGCUUCCAGAACAACACUGUUCGAGGCGCAAGCUCGGCACGUGGUGUUGUUCUGGAAGUUUGCCAUGCAUCUUUAUUUUUCUCUUUUGCAGCCGGCACCAAGGUGCCGGCUCAGAGCGCCGACCAAAGUGCCCCGCGUUGUGGCAUCGUUGGGCGCUACAGGGCUCCCCGCCCAGACGGAACGGCGAUAAAGCAAGUUGGUGAAACCAGUGUCAAAAGGGUCCGUUGGCAGUCCAAGUAGUGCUAGUCCGUUGAAAGCGAAGGGGACUAGCGAAUACCUCCGGUGGCGAGGCUGUGAGUGGUUUGGAUGAAUGGUACAGAGCACGUUUGCACAGAGUGUGAAGGCAGAUGCCUCUGUAGGAGUUGCGGAGGCUAUGUGAAUUGAAAGAGGACCGGGCGUUGUCUGUGGUGAACACGACAUGCCGCAAAUUUGAUCGUCACACUUUUGCAGGUGCGUGAGCCUCACUGGAUUGAGCCUGUUCACUGCUUGUUUGGUCUUGCCCGACUUAUGAUCGUCGCAAGUUGGAGGCUUCUGCAUGUGACCUCGCCCGUGUAUCGACAAGAGGUUCUGGUGCAUGUCAGCCGGAGCUUGGUUAUUACGAUGCGAGUUGGCGAAAAAGCUGCGAGAGCCUGAGCAGCAGCAGCCGAUUCAUCUUGUUUGGUGAGCUCCAAUGCGGGCACGACGCGAAGGUCAGGAAGAGGUGGUGGAUGCGAGACAGCAUGAGUACUUGCGUCUUGGGAUGUUGGUGUCAGUCCAUCUGCCCUAUCCGCGUCGCGCGACGGUUGUUCAUGGCCUGCAACAUCUGACUUGUCGAAGCUGUCGCCAGAGUGGCUCGACGGUAAGUCUGCCGAAGGAGAGGAUGGGCAGCAUAGGGCAAGGACAGAGAUCGCUGCUGCAGCUGCGUCACUCUCACUGGCUUGUAGGUGCCGCGGAGUCGGCACGGGGCAGAUCUCGCGUGCUCACUUCGAAACUCGCUCAGCGGACCGAUUGGGUGGAGGGUUGGUCGAGGGCUGAGUUACAGGUGCGACAUUGGUUGACACAGACCCGAUGGCGUGCGGUACGAAAGCCGGCGAUGGGUCGGCGAUGACACCACUGUCACGUGCCAUCGUUGGUGGUGAGAAAGGUGAUGAAGUGGUUGGUAUGAUUUUCGUGCUGAUACCCUUGACUAGAGCAGGGUGUGUGCACUUGCACAAGAGAGACCCCUGAUGAAACCCUGAGGCUGGGGACUGUGCGCUAGCGCACCUAUUAGUCGACGAGACGGCAUCGUGGCAGGACGAGUGAAGGCUGGCCUGAUGACGGCUUACGAGCACAGGAAGAGACGCGCCUGGUGCUGGCUGUGAGGGCGCUGGUCGAGAUGAGUCGCGUACCGUGUGGUCAACCUCUGGAAGAGGGCGGUAGGCAGCGCCGCAGAAGUUCAGGAUGGACUGCCGCAGUUCGUCGUAGGGGUGCGGGUGAGGUGAUGGAACGCAGAGGUGGAGCUGGAGAUCAAGCGGCAGGACGUCAAGAAGCACCGCGCACUUGAACUCCUGGAUAGUUUUGUAGUUCAGCUCCAGAGCCACCUCGAACUGGGCGAACCAUGCUCGGCGCCAUCGCAGCGGGACCAGAAUGGCGGCAGUGAUGGGUCAAACGGAGGCGCUGGCCAGUUAGCCAUGGCAGCGUGUCGCUCGGUGAAAGGAGUGCUUCACCGGGUCACCACUGUCGGAGGACGUGACUGCGGCCCACAAGCUGUGCCGUUGUUCCUACUUCAACUACGACGAAUAGCGUGGCAAGCUUCCAGAACAAGACUGCGCAUGUCGAGCUUGCGCUUCGAGCAUGCGCUGCGCAUCUUUAUUUUUCUCUUUUGCUGCCGGCACCAAGGUGCCGGCUGAGAGUGCCGACUCUAGCACCCACCCAUGUUACGGGUGGGCACUACAGUCUUAAGUCUUGAACAACUGGGUUCCUUGGAGCACCACCUGAUGGCGCUCUUCUCCGCGACGGCACCGGCUGUGCGGGGGAAAGAAAAAGAACCAGAAAGCUCGCCUUCGUGCAUAGCGAUCAACGCAAGCGUUUCCCGGUAAAGAUUAUGGUUGCAUAAUCAUAUGAAGCAUAUGAAGCAGGGAGUGGUGUCUCUGCACUUUCAUUUGUAAAAGAACCCGCCUAGCAACUGAUUUCAUCUGUGUUGUUGGGACUCCCGAAGAGCGGCAUGAACACGAUGAGUGGCAAUGGGAACAGCAACGUCAAUAUGCACAACGGCAUCUUGCUCAGGCUAGGCAGGAUGCAGCGGUUCCCGGUAAAGAAUGUUCACUUCUUAACGAGGACUAAGCAUUAUGACGAAAAGGCGCUAAAUCCCAGAGGCCCCAGCCUUUUAUAUCCAUAGGAAGAGGAGAUUGCAGCUCUGCAUGUCCGAGUGCGACAGGGGCUGCCCACAUGCCCACAGUUCGGCGGUGAAGCGUCACCGGGGAAGCCGUUGUGACUGAGGGCCGCAGCGCCUUGAUAACGCCCAGUGCGUUCAGAACAAUGUGCAGUGCGUUCAUAACAGCACUGUUAGGUCGCCUGAAGAGCAACGCAAGUACGAUGAGCGACGAAAGGAACGGCGGUGUGCUCAGGCUCGGCAGGACCCAAUUCAAGGCUACAUCACAUUGGUCUAUCGGGUCUAGCACAGCAUCGCUGGCCAACCACCUUCACAACGUAGAUUAAAGCCCACUUUUUUUCCCCUUUUUUUAAUGGUGCGUGAUAGCUGGGACACACCCCUUGUAUAAGAUACAUUGAACAUUGCCUUCAACUUUUAUUGCGAUAGCAAUUAUAUGGACACUCGAAACGGAUCACACCCCUUGUAUAAAAUACAUUGAACAUUGCCUUCAACUUUUAUUGCGAUAGCAAUUAUAUGGACACUCGAAGCGGAUUUAUCCCGUCGCCGUGAGGUUCCGUAUAGAGCAACGGCGAUGAAAUUGUUGCCGCGCGCCGUAUGCUGUAUGUGAGAGUGACAGCGCGCGAGGAACGCGCGCUUUCACGGGGAGCGAACGCACGGCGGAGAGCAAACGCGACUUCUUCCGUCCCGCGAGAGGCUGCGGGGGGGACGGGAGGAAAGGCGAGGCGAGGCAGUGUUUAGCUGCAGCACCAAAUGCGCAUUUGUAUAAAAACGUUGCAAGGCGAGAAGGUGGUAAAGACUUCUGACGCUGCUCGACGAGUGUCCCGUUCUGAUCUCGUCUAAAACCUCCGAGCAGCCCCCAGAGGCACCGGCAACAGUCACCAAAGCGGUGUAGGUUCGACGCCAACGCGGGCGAAACGCCGACGGCGUUGACAACAGUUCUGCGUGUUGCUGGUGCUGCUGCAUGUCCAAGUUUAUACAGCUGAUAAAACUACUAUUCUUACUCCAUAUAGCUCUCUACUAAUUUGCUUGAUGCUUCGCCUUUCGGGUGAAACUGCGACAUUUAUUUUCGAAAUUCACUCGUGAGUGAUUACGCAAAAUAUUCAUUCUGGGUAUGAAGUACGGUGCAUUUGUAACUGUAAAGAAGUGGUUUACUCAUUCUUGUCAUCCACUUUCGAGAAAUUUGACAGAUGGCCAAAAACAACCUUGAGGUGUGUUUCGAAAUCACUGAGAUUGUGCAUGAAAAUACCGGAUGCGGCAGCAACAUGGCAAUGUACUACACAUACUUCCAUAUUUAUCUGCGUUUAAGCAAUGAAAUGGGGUUUUUACCAUAGCAAAGAUGGAGAUAGUGGAGACAUGGAAAUGCAGCUUUUGGCAUCUAAACGUGGUAUUUAAAUUUUAAAUUGUUUUGCAGGUUCAUAACAUAACAGUAUACAAUGAAAACUACCUUGAGUGAUGUCUCGUAGCUGUGUUCGGGUUUCGGGAGGAUAUACCAGCCCUGGCUUGUAAAUGUUUUCGCUGCAUCUUGUACGCAUGAGGCGAAAAUAAAGAUCAUUUGGUUGAGAGAUUGCAAUGCAAAGUGGAGCAGCAUUGAAUUGUGAAUGGGAGCACAGUAAACAUUUUGCUGUGAAAUGUGGCUGAUGCAAAGAAUGGCCUGGAAGGAGAGUGCACACUUGCUCAUAAACGUGAAGCCGGGCAGCGUCGAUACAGUCGUGACAGCAGCAGACCUAGGUCGUGUCAGUUAUGGGUGCAAACUAGUACUGUUAAGGUAACGUGCCCUUCACACACUGUUUUUCAAGGUGUAGUGUGCGAUAGACUCUGGGCUGAGAAAAUUAACGAUCCUAUUCCAAUUCAUUUUGUUCUCGUGCUUUGUUAGUGGUCUGCCUACGUUAUCACCAGGAUUAGUCAGUCAUAAGCACUGGAUAAUUUAAUUGCUACGUUAUACUGGCCCUGGCAUUGGUCGGAUAUGUCUGCAAUGUCGGAGUGAUGUAAGUUUAUGUUGAGUGAGGCAUUUCCCGGUUGAAACAUGUCCAACUUCUUUGUAUGGUCUGUACUUGCGAAUGGUUGCAUGGAACUAAACAGUUCCACGCAAACACUAAUAAAAGCUUUACUUAAACUGAUUCCUAUAGCACGUGGAAUUUGCAUUUUUUAAAAUUGAGUAUUUAGAUCUAAACUUAGGGAUGUGUAUCUUGCACAAGAAUAUACGGUAUAGUAUAUGGUAUCGGAGUGGUAAUAGAUUCAAGACAAUAUUUCUUUUUGUUUGUCAUGUUUACAACCUGGAAGCUGUUGUGCUGUGUUUGUAAACAUUUUAUUUCAGUACACUUGGCGCAGCUGGCAUGCUUUGUUGCAGACAUUGGAACCACAGUCAAUGAAUUUCUGAUUACCAUGCUUUCAUUAAAUAUAUGGAUAUAGCGAAGCUGCGGAAUUGUGUUAAGAUAUUUUCACUAGUACACCUGCAUGUAUGGUCUGUUACCACUUGCAUGUUCUGUCACAGAUGACACUGGAAUUGUCAAAAGUUAGUGAUUUUUGUUGAUGAGUAUCGAUGAAAGCAAACUGUUGUGCAGCAUUGGAGUUUGUGGUCCUUGGUUUUCAUUUAGACUUGGGAUUGUACAUGGGGUUGGAUAUGCCUGACCAACUGCAUGCUUGCACUGUGCACCUUGAGCUGUUCAUACUGCAGUUUAAUUAUUGGUGGUCUGUUCAAACAGCCAUUUUUUUUGUUUGUCCCCUCCCAUCUUCCUUUUUGAGCAUUUUCAUUGGAGACGGUUUCAUAUCAACAUUUAUACAAUUGCCGCACAGUCUUGACCAAAAUAGCUUGUCAAAUAUUCUUCCAUGUGACAUUUUCACUUAAUAUGCUAUCUAGCAUUGUUGACCAUAAUGAAACUUUUUACUUGUGAUUGGGCUUCAAUGACUGCAGUUUAUCCAUACACAAUGGUGUCAGUAGCCCUCAUUGUGUCCAAUUGUGUGAAAAGCACUGCUGCUUUUACAGGGGCGGUUGCAGGUUUCUUGUAAAUAUCACCCACGGAGAACAUAACAUUUGCUUCUUGUAGAAAGCUGCUACACUUUUUCUUUUGCUGAUCAAGCCAAAUAAAGCUUGCUGUAAUGGUCGUGUCA
Molecule: messenger RNA, 9343 nt
Organism: Dermacentor silvarum
Lineage: Eukaryota; Metazoa; Arthropoda; Arachnida; Ixodida; Ixodidae
Product: zinc finger protein on ecdysone puffs-like
Exons: 14
Coding region: 90-2249 (719 amino acids)
Source: RefSeq, a predicted model, not a curated record